AUAAUAUACCGUUUUCAUUAUAUACAAUGUAUAGAAUAAAAACAGUUUUCUUCGUAUUAAUAAUAAAACUAAUCUAUCUGUCAGAUUUAUUGACGUAUCACAUAUGAAACAUGACGGAAAUUAAUAAUCCAAUAAUCGUGACGUGUUGUAGACCUUUGCUUUAAAAAGGCAUUUUCUCUUCGAACAGUCCUCGUAGUUUCCAAUUAAACGCGCCGAAAGAAUGUUAUAUUUUAAAAUGCAACAAUGUUAUUAUACAUAAUCUUCUUUGUUAGUGUACUGGACUUGAAAACUUUCUCUCUCUAGGACGAAUGAGUGGAAAUAAUUUAUUAUAACUUUUAUUUUCGCUACGGAAGUCCGAGCAGUAGUUCGUUUGAACCCGUUGGUUUUAAUUAGUGCCUUGACAAAAGUGAAAUACGUGAAUAUAUGUUAUAAUAGUGUUGUGAUUGUGUGACUUGAUCCAUAUUUUCUUAGUGGGAUAACCACCAUCGAUUAGAAUGACAGUUUCAUUAGUCAAGAAAAAUCACAACAAUGUCUCGAGAAAUAUCUAGAAGAUUGAUCUCGAAAGGGUUUCAAUGUAAGCGAAAUUAUUCUGCAGAUAGACCGUAUUCAACAACUCUGGGAGUUGUAAACGGUGUAGUGCAAGAUAAAGACGAAUAUGAAUACAAAAUAGAAGAUACAAUACCCAAGGAAUAUAAAGAAAUACCUGGUCCUAGAGAGCUUCCUUUUAUUGGUAAUUCUUGGAGGUUUGCUCCAAUCAUAGGACACUAUAAAAUUCAUGAAUUAGACAAAGUUAUGUGGUCUUUAAACAAACAAUACGGAAAAAUAGCGAAAGUAAGCGGUUUAAUCGGCCAUCCAGAUCUUCUAUUUAUAUUUGACGCCGACGAGAUCAAAAACGUAUUUAAAAAAGAAGAAGCUAUGCCACACAGACCUUCGAUGCCUUCAUUACAUUAUUAUAAACAGAAAUUACAAAAAGAUUUUUUUGAUGGAAACGAAGGAGUUAUCGGAGUACACGGGCCUAAAUGGGAAGCUUUUCGUAAACAAGUGCAACAAUUUUUAUUGCCUCCGGUUACAGCGAAAAAAUAUAUCGAACCUCUCGACGUAAUAUCCACAGAUUUUAUAAACAGAAUGGAAGAUAUGUUGGAUACCAAUAGAGAAUUGCCCGAACAUUUUCUUUCCGAAAUAUAUAAAUGGGCACUAGAAUCGGUAGCUAGGGUAUCGUUAAAUAGAAGACUGGGUUGUUUAGAACCAAACUUGCCGCACGAUUCAGAAUCGCAAAAAAUAAUCAACUCUAUUAAUACGUUUUUCUGGAACGUGGCAGAGGUCGAAUUGAAAUUUCCGGUUUGGAGAUUUUACAAAAACAACGCGUUCAAAAAAUACAUUGGGGCAUUAGAAGAUUUUAGAACGUUAUGUUUGAAAUACAUCACGCAAUCAAUCGACGAAAUAAGAAAUAAAUCCUACGAAAAUGUAGACGAACAAGAUAUUUCUAUUUUGGAACAAAUUCUUCUGAAAACGGGUAACGCAAAAUUGGCGGCAGUUUUGGCGCUCGAUCUUUUUCUUGUAGGAGUCGAUACAACGUCCAUAGCUCUUGCGUCGACUAUUUACCAGCUAUCGCAGAAUCCUGAUAAACAAGAAAAAUUAUUCAAGGAACUUCGAAAUACCCUUCCAAGUGAAGAUUCAAAAGUGGAUAUUCCAGCACAAGAGAAUAUGCCUUAUCUGAAGGCUUGUAUCAAAGAAACUUUAAGAAUGUAUCCUGUGAUAAUUGCAAACGGUAGAAGUCUUCAAUCAGACACUGUAUUAGCAGGAUAUAAAGUACCUAAAGGGACACACGUUAUAUUCCCACAUCUAGUUGUAAGUAAUAUAGAAGAAUAUAUUCCGCAACCAGAGAAAUUCAUCCCUGAGAGAUGGUUGAAAUCUGGUCAUCCAGAUUGUCCCAUGAACCAAGAAAAAAUACAUCCUUUCAUUACCCUCCCAUUUGGGUAUGGAAGAAGGUCUUGUUUAGGUCGGAGAUUUGCAGAAGUUGAAUUAAAUAUUCUUUUAGCUAAAAUAUUCAGAAGAUACAAGGUUGAAUAUAAUUAUGGACCUUUAACAUAUAGAAUAAGUCCAACGUACGUUCCGGAACAACCACUGAGAUUUAAACUAACGAAAAGAGAACCUAAGUCGUAUUUAUAGUUUCAAAAGUUCAAAUAAUCUAUAUUUAAUUAUAAACGGUGUACUUUAUAUAGCCACUGUUUUUUUUUCAAGUUUUGUUCAUUAUGUAUUUGUAGUUUCCAUAUUUUAAUAAAGGAUUUUUUUAA
Diorhabda carinulata is the source of this 2294-nucleotide messenger RNA. RefSeq names its product probable cytochrome P450 49a1. The coding region runs from base 529 to 2169 and encodes 546 amino acids. The record is from RefSeq and is a predicted model, not a curated record. Gene Ontology annotation, molecular function: heme binding; iron ion binding; oxidoreductase activity, acting on paired donors, with incorporation or reduction of molecular oxygen. NCBI's taxonomy places the organism in Eukaryota, Metazoa, Arthropoda, Insecta, Coleoptera, Chrysomelidae. The transcript has 11 exons.